AUUUUUUGUAUUGGCACAAAUUACUAAAUUAGAGCACCUGGUUUUCUUCCCUGGAAUUUUCUUUACCCAUUUUUCCUGUUUAUAAACCUAACGCUACUUUUCCUUCAACUCUAUCCCAUUGCCGUCACAGACCAACGACAUUGUAGUCUUGUACUCCUCCAACGCGUUCGACCAUGUCCUCCGAAGAAUCUCAAACCAUGUCCUCCGAAGAAUCUCAAACCCUGUCCUCCGACUCCGCGGUUGAGCCGCCGCAAAACGAGCAGAGCAAGAAAGCAGCCAAGAAGGAAGCCGCCAAGCAAGAGAAGCUGCGCCGUCGCCAGGAGGCUGCCGCGCUCGCCUCCACCGUGCAGUCAGUAUCCGUCGAAGACGACCCGCUCGCCGCCAACUACGGCGACGUUCCGAUCCUGGAGCUACAGUCGAAGGUCGACGUUAGGGGCUGGACCGAGGUCGGCGCGCUGACCGAGGCGCUGAGGGACCGCUACGUGGUCGUGCACGGUCGCGCGCAGACGAUCCGCGCUGUUGGGAAGAACAUGGCCUUCGUGGUCGUAAGAGAGAAGGGUUUCACCAUCCAGUGUGUCGUCACGGCGCAGCCCGACGUCGUGAGCCGCCAGAUGGUUAAGUAUGUCGCGGCGCUGAGCCGCGAGUCGAUCGUGGACAUCGAAGGCAUCGUCUCUGUUCCUAAUGUUCCCAUUAAAGGCGCUAGUCAGCAGGUUGAAGUCCAAGUGCGAAAAUUAUAUUGUGUUAACAAGGCUAUGCCAACCUUACCCAUAAACAUUGAAGAUGCGGCUCGAAGUGAAGCCGAUAUUGAAAAAGGUUUGCAGGCUGGAGAACAGCUUGUUCGGGUUAACCAGGAUACUCGUUUGAACUAUAGAGUUCUUGACCUACGAACGCCUGCUAAUCAAGGAAUUUUUCGCAUUCAGAGUGAAGUUGGAAAUGUAUUUAGACAAUUCUUAUUAUCUGAAGGUUUUGUCGAAAUACACACUCCAAAACUAAUAGCUGGCUCAAGUGAAGGUGGUGCUGCUGUGUUUAGACUCGACUACAAAGGGCAGUCUGCAUGCUUGGCUCAAUCACCUCAGCUUCACAAGCAAAUGGCAAUUUGUGGUGAUUUUGGGCGUGUUUUCGAGAUUGGUCCUGUUUUCAGAGCGGAGGACUCUUAUACUCAUAGGCAUUUGUGUGAGUUUACGGGUCUCGAUAUUGAAAUGGAGAUUAGGCACUAUUUUGAGGUUAUGGAUGUUGUGGACCAAUUAUUUGUUACAAUGUUUGACACUUUGAACAAGAAUUGUUCGAAGGAACUAGAAGCAGUGGGGAGGCAAUACCAAUUUGAGCCUUUGAAGUACCUGCGCCAGACCCUAAGGCUUACAUUUGAGGAAGGAAUCCAAAUGCUUAAGGAUGCUGGUGUAGAAGUGGACCCAUUUGGGGACCUAAAUACUGAGUCGGAAAGAAAGCUAGGCAAACUUGUUUUAGAGAAGUAUGGCACUGAGUUCUACAUUCUUCACCGUUAUCCUUUGGCUGUUAGGCCAUUCUAUACAAUGCCUUGCUACGACAAUCCUGCUUACAGUAACUCGUUUGAUGUCUUCAUUCGUGGUGAGGAGAUAAUAUCUGGAGGUCAGCGUGUGCAUGUACCAGAAUUCUUGGCUGAACGUGCACAGGCAUGUGGAAUUGAUGUCCAGACAAUAUCGACUUAUAUUGAUUCUUUCAGAUAUGGUGCACCUCCACAUGGUGGGUUUGGAGUAGGGUUGGAGCGUGUGGUGAUGCUUUUUUGCGGUUUGAAUAACAUCAGGAAAACGUCCCUUUUCCCCCGUGACCCACUUAGGAUUGCUCCCUGAAAAGUAUAUUCAAGCAAGCAGUGGUCGCACUGAAAUCUUUUACCUGACAGAGGAAAUGUUUCUUUUGAGUACUUUUAAAGCAUGUGAAGCAAUAGCCAAUCCGUAUAAAUUGGUACUUAUUGUCAUUCUUUAUUUGCUGCUUUCGGUACUUCAAUAUGAAAAUAUUACAUUUGGUAUAUGAAAUAGUCACUGAUCUUUUGACAA
Molecule: messenger RNA, 2030 nt
Organism: Corylus avellana
Lineage: Eukaryota; Viridiplantae; Streptophyta; Magnoliopsida; Fagales; Betulaceae
Product: Class II aminoacyl-tRNA and biotin synthetases superfamily protein
Biological process (GO): aspartyl-tRNA aminoacylation
Cellular component (GO): cytoplasm; aminoacyl-tRNA synthetase multienzyme complex; cytosol
Molecular function (GO): ATP binding; aspartate-tRNA ligase activity; RNA binding
Source: RefSeq, a predicted model, not a curated record